Molecule: messenger RNA, 1610 nt
Organism: Malaclemys terrapin pileata
Lineage: Eukaryota; Metazoa; Chordata; Testudines; Emydidae
Gene: ARG2
Product: arginase 2
Exons: 9
Coding region: 414-1394 (326 amino acids)
Cellular component (GO): cytoplasm; mitochondrion
Molecular function (GO): arginase activity; manganese ion binding
Source: RefSeq, a predicted model, not a curated record
UCCCUUGAGCCGCCCGCCCUCUGCAGUCUCCGCGACAGCUGCUACGCGAGGAGUCCGGGGCCGAGCCGCCCCACGCAGCAGCCCCUGCCUUUGGGGUGCGCAGGCCCCUCCCUGCCCUGCUGGAGCGGGGGAGCGUUGUGAUCCCUGUUUGAGGGAUGGGGAAACUGAGGCCAGGGGUCGCACAGCUGAAGAAGCAGCCCCUGAGUGACAGACUGUUGCCCUCUGCCCCAUCGGCUUGUACAGUGGGAGACUUAAGUCUCCAAGUGCCCUUAUCUGUACCCGCAAGUGAUCGCAGCACAGCACUGCUGGCCCAAUUCACAGACACCAAGUCAGAGGUGUGGUUGUGGCUCCUUACGAAGAGCCAUAGUUUGUGAAAGAUCCUACCUGAUCAUGCUGGAGCACACCAAGAUGAGAUGGUUUUCCUUAGGUCAGGCCUGUUUAAGAGAAGAGGAGUGGACCACGGCCCCGCUGCCAUAAGGAACGCGGGGCUGACGGAGCGGCUCUCCGGCUUGGGUUGCCAAGUGUACGACUUUGGAGAUCUGAGUUUCACUCAAGUGCCCAAUGACGAGCUGUACAACAACCUGGUCAAAUACCCACGCUCUGUGGGAUUAGCCAGCCAGGUGCUGGCUGACGCUGUGAGCGGAGCAGUGGCUGCUGGACAUAGCUGUGUAACUAUGGGAGGUGACCAUAGCUUGGCGCUUGGUUCCAUCAGUGGCCACACCCGGCAGUGCCCUCACCUCUGUGUGAUCUGGGUGGAUGCACAUGCGGAUAUCAACACCCCUCUCACAACUCAAUCUGGAAACCUCCAUGGACAGCCAGUCUCAUUUCUGUUACGAGAGCUCCAGGAUAAAAUGCCGCUGCUUCCUGGCUUUUCCUGGCUAAAGCCCUGCCUCUCAACAUCUGAUAUUGUCUACAUUGGUCUGAGGGAUGUGGAUCCUGCUGAACACUAUAUUUUGAAGAACUAUGACAUUCAGUAUUACUCAAUGAGAGAUAUUGAUCGCCUUGGAAUCCAGAAAGUUAUGGAAAGGACAUUUGAACAAUUAAUGAGCAGAAGACAAAGACCAAUUCACUUGAGCUUUGACAUUGAUGCUUUUGAUCCUUCACUGGCUCCAGCAACAGGGACACCUGUUUUAGGUGGAUUAACAUAUCGGGAAGGCAUGUACAUUACGGAGGAAAUACAUAAUACAGGAUUGCUUUCAGCUGUGGACCUGGUUGAAGUAAACCCAUUGCUUGGAGCCUCUCAGGAGGAAGUGAAUGCUACAGCCAAUCUUGCAGUAGAUGUGCUAGCAACAUGCUUUGGGCACACAAGAGAAGGAGCACACACUGUUUUUGAUGAACUCCCAACACCUAAUUCACCAGAUGAAUCAGACAGUGAGGAGCAAGUGAGGAUUUAGGACUCCCAGAUGAUGGAAGACACUUCACAUUGAGCAUUCCAGGGCUCUGCUGAGGCACUUGAGUGGCUAGAUUAAUGGCCAUGUCAAACACUUGGAGUGUUACUUUUUUUUAAAGAGACUAGGUUUUUUUCCAUUUGACCAAUAACUACUGUAUGAUGUAUACGUUUUAUUCAUUUAGUCAAGUAAUAAAAUACUUAUUACUGUCUAUUACCAUUA